CUCUAGUUUAACAACAAUGAUAGGAAGUCAUGUUCCUUCAGAAAUUACAAGUUUGAUCUUGGGCUAUGUCCAAAGGGACAGUGAUAUCAAAACAUGUCGCCUCGUUUGCUCGGAUUGGAACUCAAAGAUAUGCUCCAUUUAUUACAAGCAUGGGAUUUCAGUAACUCUUCAUAACGAAGAUACAUGUAGCGAGCUCGAAGACCAACUUGCCAAACUCCCCAAGUUGGCUUCCAGAAUUCAUAGGGUUUCCGUCGCAAAUCCUGUGUUUAGAGCCGUCAAUCCUUAUACGUUGAUAUCCGUUUUAAAUAUGUGCACAGCUCUUGAAAAACUUAACUUCCUCACACAUGACAAAACCAGUAGCUAUUUGUUGCUAAUCUUUCAAAAAGGACAUCUCUCAUGCAUAAAAGAAAUCCGUGUGGAUGGCAUAAACACAACUUCACCAGUAACGCGAAGGCUCCAUUCACUUGUCAACCUUAAAAACUGUGACCAAAUAACCAUGCUAGAACUAAGUGAUAUAACAGGAUAUGAUAGUGACGGUCUGCCAGCUGUUCGUCACCAAACACCCGACCAUCCUCUCCCCACGCCUCACUUUUCCUGUGAUGGUUAUCCUGAUUUAAUCAGUUACGCUUCAAAAUUUCCCAACUUGAAGGUUUUGAAAUUAUUACCUAGUCCAGAUAUUCAUGUUCUUGAUAUAACUGCUCUCAUGGAGUCCAGUAUCAUCUGCAAACUGGAGGCUUUGCAUAUUUCUAGUAAUGAUCUGGAUUUAAUUGUCCAAAAGGAACCUUGUGAUUGGCCAAAAGACAAUGAAUGCAACACGAUAACCGAACUUGAUAUCUGUGUGAAGACAAUCAGCGUAAGCACUUUGGAAUGCAUUAUGACGAAAUUCACACACCUUCAAAGGUUGGCCAUUGAUCAAGAUCUUCAUUUGACUGAUUAUCAAAAUUCAUCUUUUGAUAAAGCUGAAACUCAGGUGUUUAUGGAUCAAUUCACUUUUUAUUGUAAUCGUAUUAAAAAUCUGGAAGUCUUUAUGGUGUAUGAAACGUUGGAUGAAGAUGGUGAUAGGGUUCCAAGACAAAUUUCAACUCAAGAAGGUCGGCUCAUUGAUAUGGAGCACGAGUCAUGUUUCUGCUAUUAUAAGGAUAACACAUCCGUUGGUACUGGGUUUUUCGAUGAUGAUGAUCCGGUUGAAGAAUUUCAUUAUUAUUUUGAUGAUGAUGAUGAGGAUACUUACGCUCCUGAUGACGAUUUUUUUAAAACAAACACUAUUGAAAUGUGAUACGAGCAUUGCGACUAAGUACAGCGUAAUCAGCAGGUUCCUCAGGAAAAUUAAGCCCUAAAUCUCAUCACAUAAAAACUAUUCGAAAUAAAAAUGACAAAGGUUCAGAUUUCUCUUUUAU
Molecule: messenger RNA, 1397 nt
Organism: Mucor mucedo
Lineage: Eukaryota; Fungi; Mucoromycota; Mucoromycetes; Mucorales; Mucoraceae
Exons: 1
Coding region: 17-1276 (419 amino acids)
Source: RefSeq, a predicted model, not a curated record